Molecule: messenger RNA, 693 nt
Organism: Strongylocentrotus purpuratus (purple sea urchin)
Lineage: Eukaryota; Metazoa; Echinodermata; Echinoidea; Camarodonta; Strongylocentrotidae
Product: trafficking protein particle complex subunit 5-like
Exons: 5
Coding region: 58-678 (206 amino acids)
Biological process (GO): endoplasmic reticulum to Golgi vesicle-mediated transport
Cellular component (GO): TRAPPII protein complex; TRAPPI protein complex; TRAPPIII protein complex
Source: RefSeq, a predicted model, not a curated record
CGAUAUCCAGGACGUGGUAUCGUUUGAGUAUCGUCAAUCUUUUGGUAACCCGACAGAAUGGCUGACCGAAAAUUGCAGAAGACAGGCUUAGUAGACCGGCCCUUGAGCAAAGGGAAAGGCGAGAUUAACAUUAGCACCUUUGCCUUGCUAUUCUCUGAAAUGGUUCAAUACUGUCAGAACAGAGUUUCGUCGGUGCCAGAACUACAGAGCAAGUUGUCUGAUUUGGGGCAGCACGUAGGAGUUCGAAUUCUGGACUUGCUUUUCAUCCGAGAGAGAGGAUUGAAAAGGGAAACCAAACUGCUCAACAUCUUGCUCUUUAUCAAAUCUAAUGUUUGGAAGGUUCUCUUUGGAAAAGAGGCAGAUAAAUUGGAACAUGCAAAUGAUGAUGAAAGAACUUAUUAUAUCAUAGAGAAGGAGUCUGUUAUCAACAGGUUCAUUUCAGUGCCAAAGGAUAAAGGUAUGUAUAUUUUGAUUUGUUUUAAUUUUCUGUUUAUACACUAUGCUUGCCCUUUUGAUUGUCUCCUGAGCCAGAAAGGUGUUAACUCUACUUUUGUAUCUAGAGUUAAUGUUCUAGUUCACAAAAGACAAGAUAAUGAUUUGAAAUAUAUACUCUUGAUCAAAUUGAGUGUUGGAUUGGAUUGCACGUUGUGUUGGAGUAAAUUCCUUCUUGAAUAUUAAAAGGUAUGAAAUGUC